UAACUAGUUACACCCACUCUGAAGCAGAAGGGGAAUGAAACGCUGGCGCUUCCUCCUUUCUGCUACAGGCAGCUGGGGCUUGGGAAAUACAGCAGGCAAAGAUGUUUGUGCUGUUGAUGAUGAGUGACUGUGACACCAUGGGAAACGCGGAGAGCCAGAGCGUGGAGCACGCCUUCUAUGGAGACAAGCACACCAGCCUGGGCCGCAAGCACACUUCCCGCUCUCUGCGCCUCUCCAAUAAAGCCUCUCGCCGGACGCGGCAUGCUUCUUCUGGAAAAAUCAUCCACCGUAACUCAGAAGUGAGCACCCGCUCCAGCAGCACCCCCAGCAUCCCCCAGUCCCUGGCGGAGAAUGGCCUGGAGCCCUUCUCCCAGGAAGCUAACCUAGAGGACUUUGGAAGCCCCAUCUGGGUGGACCGCGUGGACAUGGGCCUGCGGCCCGUUUCCUACCACACUGACUCCUCUGUAACCCCCAGUGUAGACAGCAGCACCGUGCUCACCGCCGCCUCCGUCCAGAGCAUGCCUGACUCAGAGGAGAGCAGGCUCUACGGGGACGAGCCGCCCUUUCUGGCAGAGGGUGACGGGAGGUCACAUCGAUACUCGUCCAACGGGACAAACUUUAUGGAGACAGCCAGCUUCAAGAAGAAGCGCUCCAAAUCGGCCGACAUCUGGCGUGAAGACAGCCUGGAGUUUUCGCUUUCUGACCUCAGCCAGGAGCAUUUAACGAGCAACGAGGAAAUCCUGGGCUUGGCUGAGGAAAAGGAUGCCGAGGCCACCCGGGCACAGGAGGCUGAUGGCAGCCCCCAGCCACUGGUUGCCUGCCAGCGUGCCAACUCUAUGAGUGACUUGUAUUCCCCCAAAACCCCAAGCGCUACUGUCAAUGGGGGCCCAAGGAAUGCCUUUGGAGGGUACUGCCGGAAUUUAGUGUCCGACAUCCCGGAUAUUGGGAGCCAUAAGAUGGCAUCGGUUACCGCUGAGGAUGCGCCUUCCUACAGUAAUUACAAUACGCUGCCCUGUAGGAAAUCCCACUGCCUUUCCGAAGGGGCCACCAACCCCCAAAUUAGCCAUAGUAACAGCAUGCAAGGCAGAAGGGCAAAAACUACUCAGGAUGUCAACGCAGGUGACGGGAGCGAGUUCACUGACAGUGGGAUCGAGGGAGCAGCCACCGACACUGACCUUCUUUCUAGACGCUCCAAUGCUACCAACUCAAGUUACUCCCCGACAGCCAGUCGGGCUUUCAUCGGCAGCGACAGUGGGAGCAGCUCGACAGGCGAUGGGCUUCGGCAGGGGGUGUACGAGAACUUCCGCCGGGAGCUGGAGAUGAGCACCACCAACAGCGAGAACCUGGAGGAGGCCGGCUCUGCCCUCAGCGACGAGCAGAGCAGCGGCACCCUCAGCUCCCCAGGGCAGUCUGACAUCCUCCUGACAGCUGCCCAGGGCACGGUACGCAAAGCCGGUGCUCUGGCAGUGAAAAACUUCCUGGUGCACAAAAAGAACAAGAAAGUGGAGUCAGCCACGCGCCGGAAAUGGAAGCACUACUGGGUUUCCCUGAAAGGAUGCACGUUGUUUUUUUAUGAGACUGAUGGCAGAUCCGGCAUUGACCACAACAGCAUCCCAAAGCACGCUGUCUGGGUGGAAAACAGCAUAGUGCAAGCGGUGCCUGAACACCCCAAGAAGGACUUUGUCUUCUGUCUCAGUAACUCCCUUGGAGACGCUUUCCUCUUUCAGACCUCUAGCCAGACUGAACUGGAGAACUGGAUCACGGCGAUCCAUUCAGCCUGUGCAACCGCAGUGGCACGGCAGCAUCACAAAGAGGACACCGUCAAGCUCCUGAAAACAGAGAUUAAAAAGCUGGAGCAGAAGAUUGAUAUGGAUGAAAAGAUGAAGAAAAUGGGUGAAAUGCAGCUGUCCUCAGUAACGGACUCCAAGAAGAAGAAGACCAUACUGGAUCAAAUCUUCGUUUGGGAACAAAACCUUGAACAGUUCCAGAUGGACCUAUUUCGGUACCGCUGUUACUUGGCUAGUCUCCAAGGAGGGGAGCUCCCAAACCCUAAAAGGUUGCUUGCUUUUGCCAGCCGUCCAACGAAAGUUGCAAUGGGCCGUCUUGGAAUCUUUUCAGUCUCAUCUUUUCAUGCGCUGGUGGCGGCUCGCACAGGGGAGUCCGGAGUGAGGAGAAGGACACAGGCCAUGUCCAGGUCUGCCAGUAAAAGAAGAAGCAGGUUUUCUUCUCUUUGGGGGCUGGAUACCACCUCGAAAAAAAAGCAAGGGAGGCCAAGCAUUAAUCAGGUGUUUGGUGAAGGAGUUGAUUCAGUAAAGAAAUCCCUUGAAGGCAUCUUUGACGAUACAGUCCCGGACGGCAAGAGAGAAAAAGAAGUGGCACUGAGCAGCGUCCACCAGCACAAUCCCGACUGUGAUAUUUGGGUUCAUGAGUAUUUCACGCCGUCUUGGUUUUGCCUGCCGAACAACCAGCCUGUUCUAACAGUCAUCCGUCCUGGGGACACCACACGAGAUGUGCUGGAAAUGAUUUGCAAGACGCACCAGCUGGAUUACUCUGCUCACUACUUGCGUCUUAAAUUCCUGAUUGAAAACCAGAUCCAAUUUUAUGUACCAAAGCCAGAAGAGGAUAUCUAUGAACUGCUGUACAAAGAAAUAGAAAUCUGUCAGAAAAUUACACAGCACAUUCAAAUAGAGAAGUCUGAUGCAUCCUCUGAUAUUUAUGGUUUCUCUCUGUCCUCUGUGGAAGAAGAAGGGAUUCGUCGGCUGUAUGUGAACAGUGUCAAAGAGACAGGCUUAGCUUUCAAGAAAGGCCUGAAAGCUGGUGAUGAAAUUGUGGAGAUUAACAAGAAAGCUGCUGAGGAUCUGGACUCAGCUUUGCUGAAAGAUGCCCUUGUUCAGACUUCACUCUGUCUUACUGUGCGCACCUAUCCUGAGAUAGAGGAGGGGCAGAAACUAACGCAGCCACCACCACAUCGCUUGGAAAACCCAUCUGACUUGAGUGACAGCACACUGGCAUUUGCUGGGAGCAACCAAGCAGGGCACUCCGGCGACGUGGACAGCUCUGUUGAGACAGCUCCAGAGGAGGCAGAAGCACAAGACUUAGAGUCAUCUGACGAGGCCGAUAAGAUGAGCAAGAGUACAGAGCAGGUCGCUGCUUUCUGUCGCAGUCUGCAUGAAAUGAACCCUUCUGAUUCAAGUGCUCAUCCUCAGGAAUUUACAGGACCCCAGCUGGCCACCAUGAGACAACUCACAGAUGCAGAUAAACUACGAAAGGUUAUCUGUGAACUUCUUGAGACAGAGCGCACCUAUGUCAAAGACUUAAAUUGUCUAAUGGAGAGAUACCUGAAGCCUCUACAAAAGGAAACGUUUCUCACACCAGAUGAGCUGGACGUUCUCUUUGGAAAUCUGACUGAAAUGGUAGCAUUCCAGGUAGAGUUCUUGAAAACUCUUGAAGAUGGAGUAAGGCUGGUUCCAGACCUGGAAAAGCUUGAAAAAGUUGAGCAAUUUAAGAAAGUGUUGUUUUCCUUGGGUGGAUCCUUUCUUUAUUAUGCUGACCGGUUCAAGCUGUACAGUGCCUUCUGUGCCAGCCACACAAAAGUCCCCAAAGUACUGGUGAAAGCCAAGACAGACACUGCUUUCAAGGCAUUUCUGGAUGCUCAGAAUCCUCGACGGCAGCACUCCUCCACACUGGAGUCUUACCUCAUCAAACCCAUCCAGCGGAUACUGAAAUACCCUCUCCUGCUGAAGGAGCUCUUUGCUCUAACUGAUGUAGACAGUGAAGAACAUUAUCACCUUGAUGUGGCCAUAAAAACAAUGAACAAAGUUGCCAGCCACAUUAAUGAAAUGCAAAAAAUCCAUGAAGAAUAUGGGGCAGUGUUUGACCAACUCAUAGCAGAACAAACAGGGGAGAAAAAAGAGGUUGCAGACCUUUCAAUGGGAGACUUGCUCUUGCAUAAUACAGUGAUAUGGCUGAAUCCUCCUGCCUCACUGGGGAAAUGGAAGAAGGAACCUGAGCUGGCAGCAUUUGUGUUCAAAACUGCUGUGGUCCUUGUGUACAAGGAUGGUUCCAAACAGAAGAAGAAACUUGGAGGAUCACAUAGAGCUUCAAUUUAUGAAGACUGGGAUCCAUUCCGCUUUCGCCACAUGAUACCUUUAGAAGCACUGCAAGUUCGUGCAUUGGCAAGUGCAGAUGCAGAAGCCAAUUCUGUAUGUGAGAUUGUCCAUGUUAAAUCUGAGUCUGAAGGCAGGCCAGAAAGAACGUUUCACCUUUGCUGUAGUUCACCAGAACACAGGAAGGACUUUCUGAAGGCAGUGCACUCGAUUUUACGGGAUAAACACAGAAGACAACUUCUUAAAACCGAAAGUUUGCCCUCAUCCCAGCAAUAUGUUCCUUUUGGUGGAAAAAGAUUGUGUGCUCUAAAAGGUGCAAGGCCAGCCAUGAACAGGGCAGUGUCAGCCCCAAGCAAGUCUCUUGGGAGGAGGAGGCGGCGGCUGGCCCGAAACAGGUUUACCAUUGACUCAGAUGCCGUCUACACGAGCAGCCCUGAAAAAGAGCCCCAGCAGUCCACACACAGUGGGGACACUGACCGCUGGGUAGAGGAACAGUUUGACCUUGCUCAGUAUGAGGAGCAGGAGGACAUCAAGGAAACGGACAUCCUCAGCGAUGACGAUGAGUACUGCGAGGCCAUGAGAGGUGCUGUGGCCGACCGAGACCUUCAGGAGCGGCUGCAGGCGGCCUCCAUCACAAGCAGCCAGCCGUGCCGAGGGGACCACUCACGCCCAACCAUGGACACGCAUGCCUCCAGGAUGACCCAGCUGAAGAAGCAGGCUGCCUUUACCGGCAUCAACGGCGACAUGGAGGGCCACGGCGAGGAGGUCAUCUGGGUCAGGCGUGAAGACUUUGUCCCUAGCAGGAAACUGAACACAGAGCUCUAAACCAGUCCCCUUCCCCACCUAGAUGCGUAGGUCUCCCUGCCCUCACCCCUCCCUCCUGCCCCCGCACACUGCGGAGAGCUGAUCCCGAUAGAUUGCACACUUGCACACACCAUUUCGGCAGCUGAAUUGGUCCAAAGCCAUGUGGCCACACUUUAGGCAACUGUAAAAUGCUCAAAACCUGGAACAGAAUAAGCUUAAGGUCCUGUCUUACGUUACCAAGGGCUUUCACACUAUUUUAUUUAUUCUAAAAUAAUCAGGGGCUGAAAUUAAGUACGGGGAGAAUAUAAUCACUGGAAAACAAAUUACUCUGGAUGUCUUAACCUACAUGCAGCGAACUAGCUUAAACAGAGCACAACA
Messenger RNA from Neopsephotus bourkii (Bourke's parrot), 5288 nucleotides. It is a transcript of the gene TIAM1, whose product is annotated as TIAM Rac1 associated GEF 1. Gene Ontology annotation, molecular function: protein binding; guanyl-nucleotide exchange factor activity. The transcript has 26 exons. The record is from RefSeq and is a predicted model, not a curated record. Gene Ontology annotation, cellular component: cytosol; synapse; plasma membrane. Gene Ontology annotation, biological process: activation of GTPase activity; positive regulation of axonogenesis; small GTPase-mediated signal transduction. Lineage: Eukaryota; Metazoa; Chordata; Aves; Psittaciformes; Psittacidae. The coding region runs from base 102 to 4931 and encodes 1609 amino acids.